Molecule: messenger RNA, 894 nt
Organism: Artibeus jamaicensis (Jamaican fruit-eating bat)
Lineage: Eukaryota; Metazoa; Chordata; Mammalia; Chiroptera; Phyllostomidae
Gene: DAZL
Product: deleted in azoospermia like
Exons: 11
Coding region: 1-894 (297 amino acids)
Molecular function (GO): mRNA 3'-UTR binding; protein binding
Source: RefSeq, a predicted model, not a curated record
AUGACACUGUCUGCUGCAAAUUCUGAGACUCCAAAGCCAACCAUCUCCAGAGAGGCCAGCACCCAAUCCUCCUCAUCUACGACCAGCCAAGGCUAUGUUUUACCUGAAGGCAAAAUCAUGCCAAACACCGUUUUUGUUGGUGGAAUUGAUGUUAGGAUGGAUGAAACAGAAAUCAGAAGUUUCUUUGCUAGAUAUGGUUCAGUGAAAGAAGUGAAGAUAAUCACGGAUCGAACUGGUGUGUCCAAAGGCUACGGAUUUGUUUCAUUUUAUAAUGACGUGGAUGUGCAGAAGAUAGUAGAAUCACAGAUAAAUUUCCAUGGUAAAAAGCUGAAACUGGGCCCUGCAAUCAGGAAACAAAAUUUAUGUACUUAUCAUGUGCAGCAACGCCCUUUGGUUUUUAAUCCUCCUCCUCCACCACAGUUUCAGAGUGUCUGGAGUAAUCCAAAUGCUGAAACUUACAUGCAGCCUCCAACCAUGAUGAAUCCUAUUACUCAGUAUGUUCAGGCAUAUCCUCCUUAUCCAAGUUCACCAGUUCAGGUCAUCACCGGCUAUCAGCUGCCUGUGUACAAUUAUCAGAUGCCACCACAAUGGCCCACUGGGGAACAAAGGAGUUAUGUUAUUCCUCCGGUUUAUACAGCUGUUAACUACCACUGUAGUGAAGUUGAUUCAGGAGCUGAAGUGUUGACUAGUGAAUGCUCAGUUCAUGAAGCUACUCCAUCAACUGGAAAUGGCCCACAAAAGAAAUCUGUGGACCGAAGCAUACAGACAGUGGUGUCUUGUCUGUUUAAUCCAGAGAACAGACUGAGAAACUCUGUUGUUACUCAAGAUGACUACUUCAAGGAUAAAAGAGUGCAUCAUUUUAGAAGAAGUCGAGCAGUGCUUAAAUCUGUUUGA